Molecule: messenger RNA, 1919 nt
Organism: Strongylocentrotus purpuratus (purple sea urchin)
Lineage: Eukaryota; Metazoa; Echinodermata; Echinoidea; Camarodonta; Strongylocentrotidae
Product: cytochrome P450 2J6-like
Exons: 7
Coding region: 333-1856 (507 amino acids)
Biological process (GO): xenobiotic metabolic process
Cellular component (GO): intracellular membrane-bounded organelle; cytoplasm
Molecular function (GO): iron ion binding; oxidoreductase activity, acting on paired donors, with incorporation or reduction of molecular oxygen, reduced flavin or flavoprotein as one donor, and incorporation of one atom of oxygen; heme binding
Source: RefSeq, a predicted model, not a curated record
GGGUUUGCGUACCCCUCGCGAGGCGGAUCGAGGUGCCAAGUACCCCCCUUUUGUAAUCCUUUCAUCCAUACAUAAUACAAAUCAUCGCCGAUGCAAUAUUGAUAAAACUCCACUAUGUGUGUCAGUCUUGGUCUGACCUUUGUUCUGGCAACUUCAUCUAAAAGGGUCACAGUAUCUCUUCUCCACCAUCGUCUACUGAACCUCUCUCGGUCCACCAGUCUUCGGGGAACCAAACUUUCUUACCGUCUCUCGGAAUUUUCCGGAUAUGAGAAGUCGUAACUCCUGAGCCCUGCCAUAGGUAGGCAGUUUUUAGCUGGACCCAAACCGUCGUGAUGGCAUUUUCGUUUGGUAACCUGCUGUCGGCUUUAAUGCUUUCGUGGACGACCUCCAUCAUCCUCGUUCUAUUCGUCCUCGUCCUCAUCAUCACAUGGCUCCACCAGAAACCAAAGGACUUCCCUCCAGGACCACGAGGACUUCCAAUCUUUGGAAACGUUUUCGCCUUCGAGCAGGACGAUGCAUUCGCUGAUACACUGAUGCGAUGGGGCAAGGAGUAUGGGCCCGUGUAUGGAGUGAGUAUCGGUCUUUCAAACGACGUUGUCGUCUGUGGAGCCGAAAUGAUCAAAACAUUGCUUGUCAAGAAAGGACUGGACUUCGCUGAUAAACCUAAACUUGUUGAAGCAGACUUGUACAACAAAGACAGAAGAGGUAUCUUUGUAUCAGGUUGUACAGACGGAUGGGCAAAGCAACGUCACUUCGCCCACACCACUCUGCGAGGGAUGGGCUUCGGGAAAGUAGCCCUAGAGCCCAUCAUACAGGAAGAGGUGGAUGACACCAUUAAACAAUUCACGUCAUACAACGGUCAACCUUUUGAUCCGCAAGGACCUUUGGCGACCAACUCGUCCAACAUCAUCUGUCGACUUAUAUUUGGACAUCGCUUCGAGCACAACGACCCGGAGUUUCACCAGCUCAUGAACUACCUGCGAGGCAUUAUGGGAUUCCGAGCGGAAGGAGAGGUCAUGGUGUUUCCCUUCCUACAACACGCCUACAUUUACAAGGAAAGAUGGCAGACAAACCACGUAUCAGUUCAAAACAUGUUCAAAUAUUUUGGCGGGAAGAUCGACGAACACAAAUCAAGACUUUCAAAUAGUACUGCUUCGAAUCAAGAACACGAAGUACUAGACUUCAUCGAUGCGUACCUCAUGCACGCUGUGAAAGACCCGGUGCACUUUAAUGACGAAGAACUGAAAGUUCUCCUGUCAGAUCUAUUUAUCGCUGGAUCGGACACAGUUUCAACGACUUUAUGUUGGGCCAUCCUUUACCUUGCAGCAUAUCCAGAUAUACAGGAAGAAGUGCAAGCAGAAAUACAGGAGGUGAUUGGUGAUGAACCCGUGUGUUUAUCGCACCGAGGGUCCAUGCCAUACACGGAAGCGACGUUGAUGGAGCUGCAGAGAUUAGCCAGCGUGGUUCCAAUCGUCCCUCAUGCUGCAUUCCGAGAUUCAGAGCUAGGAGGAUACCACAUACCCAAGGGAACCAGGAUGUGGAUCAACAUGUGGUCUCUUUUCCGCGACCCAGUGGACUGGCCAAACCCUAAUAAAUGCGAUCCCCACAGAUUCCUGAACAAAGACGGAACAAAGGUAGUUCAUCCAGAUAGCUUCAUGCCCUUCUCAGCUGGUCGUCGGGUCUGCAUGGGAGAACAGCUCGCCAAGAUGGAGUUGUUUCUAUUCUUCGUAUCUCUGAUGCAGCGCUUCAAGUACGUGUUCGCCGAUCCCGACACGACGCCAUCUUUUGAAGGAGUUGUAGGGUUGAACAGACAGCCCCGACCUUACAAGGUAAAGGCAAUACUCAGGAACAAAUAGGAUGCUUCCAUCUGAUUCCUUGUGAUACUGUCAGUCCAGGAUUUCCGCAGGGAUUAUAAACAG